CCCCAACCCUAAAAUAAAAGCUCUUCAAUCUUUCCCUUCCCUCUCACACACACUUACAAAUUUCCCUCUUCACUUUCUCUCUCUUCUUUCUCUCUCUUAGCCUAUGCCACUUUCUCUUUCACCCUGAAUUUUUUCUUCCUUCACCAUUUUCCCUCUCAAUCAAAUGGGAAAGUACAUGAAGAAAUCUAAAAUCUCCGGUGACGUCGCCGCCCUAAUCAUGGAGUCACCGCCGCCGCACUCGCACCUUGGCGUCCGUACGCGCGCCAAAACCCUCGCGCUCCAGAACUCGCCCCAAACUCCCGACUCCGCCGUGUACCUCCAGCUCCGCAGCCGCCGCCUCCUCAAGAUACCCCCUCCCAUCCCGGAAAAGCCCCGACGUUGUGCCGCCGCCGAUUCUGCCCCCAAUUCCCGCCUCUCCCAAACUGCGCUCUCCAAAACGCCUUCGUCCCGCUCCGCUGAAAAGUUCGCGCCUUUAGAUGACGACAACGCUGAAUGCUCCUUUGGUCAAAAUUUCCUAGACGUCGAAGGCAGAGACGAAAGAAGCACUAGGGAAAGCACACCCUGUAGUUUAAUAAGGGACCCAAAUGUCAUCCAUACCCCCGGUUCAACUACAAGGCAAAGGACGCUCCAAAAAAAGCAUGAUCACAUACAAAGGAACAUUCCACCGGCUCAUGAGUUGGAGGAGUUCUUUGCUUAUGCAGAGAAGCAGCAACAGAAAAUGUUUAUGGAAAAGUACAAUUUCGACAUUGUCAAUGAUGUACCACUGCCUGGACGGUACGAAUGGGUCCCAGUACUCCACUAAGAUGAUAAGCUUCAGUGUCAUAUGGUGAUAAUAUGGAUUUCAAGGAUAUCUGACAUGUAUUGUAACAACUAGAAGCUGUCACUAACCAUUUACUUUGCUUGAGGUUAUUGUUCAAGUAGCUACUAGGGAAAGGAUGUUUAGGAAUUUAUUAUAUCUGAGUAGUUUAGAGUUUUUAUGUCUUUCUGAUUUGUAGGGGGUAGGGGGUAUAUGGUAUAUCUAGUUGCAGCUCUUUAAUGUAAUUUCAUUUUCUUGUGUUUAUAGUUCAGUGGGGAUCAGAUCAGACAUCAUGUUACUUUAAAGUGUUCUCAUCAAUUUAAGUUCCUCAAGUUUGAAAUUUGGAAUACUGUUAAAUUUUAAUCUUGGGGACCAUCUACUUGUUCCAUGGUCCCACAGUUUCAUGCAACCAGUAAAAAGUUCUUCUGCAUA
Messenger RNA from Vigna radiata var. radiata (mung bean), 1228 nucleotides. RefSeq names its product cyclin-dependent kinase inhibitor 4. The transcript has 3 exons. Gene Ontology annotation, biological process: negative regulation of cyclin-dependent protein serine/threonine kinase activity. Gene Ontology annotation, molecular function: cyclin-dependent protein serine/threonine kinase inhibitor activity. Bases 164 to 802 code for a protein of 212 amino acids. NCBI's taxonomy places the organism in Eukaryota, Viridiplantae, Streptophyta, Magnoliopsida, Fabales, Fabaceae. The record is from RefSeq and is a predicted model, not a curated record. Gene Ontology annotation, cellular component: nucleus.